UUAUAUAUUUUAUUUUUAAAAUAAUUUUACUUUGAAGUAAAGGAUAAAGCAAUUAUUUGGGACAUGAAUUUUCUAAAUGUGGUCAAAAUUUUCCAUGCAUCAAUUCCAUGAUGCGCCCACAAACACGUAAAAUGUGAACGCCCUUAUCCAAAUUGGAAAAUUUCAGUGCGUUGAUUGUAUAGAUAUCAAAUUAACCAUCAUUUGCCACGUGUUUCCAUUUAUCUAUAAUUUAGUCGUUUGGUUAUGAUAAUGCAACGUGGCAGUCUGAUUAUGAUAAGUAAGUAGUAUCGGUCGCAGCAAAUUCUUUUAUUGUACACAUAAUUGUUAUGCUGCUUUUUAGAAAUAGUGAAUGCAUGAUCAGACAAUUGUUUUUUAUUUUUAUUUUUAUUUUUUUUUAGCUAUAUAUUGUUGUGUUUGAUUUCUCUAUUUUUAUACAAUUAAAUCUCUAAUUCUCUUUAGUGUCGUUUCUUUGAAAUGGGAGAUAAUACCUUGAGGCAACAAAUUGCCAACAUGAGGCAAUCUCUUUUCGAUGAGGGAAUUGUAGAUUCAUUCUUUGUUCGACUGGAGCGACUUCAAAGCCCUAAUAAUCCAUACUUCAUAGAGAAUAUUAUUAGCAAAUCCUGUGCAAGUUCAACAGUCAAUAUAAAUAAUAUAGAGCAACAUCUCAAUAACGAUCCUGUUAGUUUCAUAGAAGUUGAAAGGUUGAUCAUCAAGCUAAUGGGAAGCUUGAGCAUUGUAGGAGUUCAAAAGGUUAAGGAGAAAGUGAAUGAGAUGCUUAUCAAUUGCCGUGAAAAUAAUAUAGAAGGUUGCAAGGCCACCCUGGAAGAGUUAAAGCUGGAGUUUGGCAGCGUCAAGGAAAAGUUGGAGCCUUAUGUUGGGGUGCAAAUGCAAGAAGCAGUUUAUUUGUUUUUCUUUUUUAUUUUAAUUGAAGAUGUUUUGAUUCUUUUUUGUUUUUUUUUUUAGCUGUUGAGGCUAGCUCGUCCGUGUAAUGGCGUAGGGCCUUCACAAUGAAAUUAUGGGCGGAAGUGAAAGAGUGAGGAGUUGGUGAUUCUAGUUAUGUUGAUGUUUUCAAAAAUUCAGUAUGUUAUUGAAAAUAAUAAAAAAAAUUAUGUAAUUGUAAGAAUUGGUAGAAUUUAUAAUUUAUUUUAAGAAAAUAUAUUUAUGUGCCCGUUAAAAUGUGUAAAGCCAACGCAUGUCCCAUGUAAAAAGUUUUUUUUAUCAUGGAAUUCCCAAGUAAACAAAAAGUGAAAGAGAUACAAGUCUAAAGCCCAAAGUUCAAACCCACACUCGGCAGACCCAUUCAACCCAAACCCACAAAUUUACUUUGAGCCCACGUAUCAUGCAAAAAAGAAUAACUCAGAAGCUAAGCCAUUGAUCAAUGGUCACCACCCACUGC
Molecule: messenger RNA, 1396 nt
Organism: Manihot esculenta (cassava)
Lineage: Eukaryota; Viridiplantae; Streptophyta; Magnoliopsida; Malpighiales; Euphorbiaceae
Product: pseudo histidine-containing phosphotransfer protein 2-like
Exons: 5
Coding region: 475-963 (162 amino acids)
Biological process (GO): cytokinin-activated signaling pathway; phosphorelay signal transduction system; phosphorylation
Cellular component (GO): cytoplasm; nucleus
Molecular function (GO): protein histidine kinase binding; histidine phosphotransfer kinase activity
Source: RefSeq, a predicted model, not a curated record